This is a messenger RNA of Pecten maximus, 7719 nucleotides long. Its product is annotated as vitellogenin-6-like. The record is from RefSeq and is a predicted model, not a curated record. NCBI's taxonomy places the organism in Eukaryota, Metazoa, Mollusca, Bivalvia, Pectinida, Pectinidae. Gene Ontology annotation, biological process: lipid transport. Bases 3 to 7097 code for a protein of 2364 amino acids. Gene Ontology annotation, molecular function: lipid carrier activity. The transcript is spliced from 28 exons.
UCAUGUUUCGCGUUUUGUUGCUGGCAGUAGCCUUGGGGCUGUCUGCUGGUGGUCAACGAAGAAAAUCGGCCUAUUCCCCAAACAAAGAAUACUGGUACGAUUAUGAAACACAGGUUGUAACGGGUAUUCCAAAAGGCAGCAAAAUAUAUUCCGGACUCAAAUUCAAGGCCACAGCCAAGUUACAAUUUGAAACGGCGGCCAAGGUUUUGGUUAAAUUCGACGAUGUUGAGAUGUACAAGAUCAACGAUAUGAUCGAUGGUCUCGAUCCCACGAGGCAGCAAAUUCCAGAAGAUCUUUUCCAACAACUCUCCGGGCCAGAAACAGCAGACAUGGUUGAAAAGCUUGCGAUGCCCUUGAAAUUCAGUUAUAUUCGAGGCCACAUCAGCGAUCUGCAGAGUAACCAAAAUGACCCCUAUUGGUCUAUGGAUAUCAAACGUGGGUUCCUCAGUUUACUGGAAGUGAACCUAGAGGAGCGCCAGACCCUCAACCCUCCCUCCCCAAUAAGCUACGAUAACGAUAAUCCGAUGACACCUGGGCUCAGCGAGUUCUACACUGUUCUUGAACCAAGUGUUGCUGGUGAAUGUGAAACUUUCUACAGGCGAAUGCCUUUGGUGACGUCGAAUGGAGGCCCUUACAUACGUCUCAAUAAAAUAAGGAACUACAACAAGUGUGUAAAUCGUCCUGCGUUCACCAACACCAUGUUCAACGAAUACAUGUGUGCAGAAUGUGAGAAAGAUAGGACGGAACCAUUAAGAUCUACAUCAGAGGUAUACUACUAUCUCAGAGGUAUGGAUAGGAACUUCAUCAUCGAAAGUGCUAUUGCAGAGAGCCAACAUAUCUACACGCAAUAUUCAGAAGAGGGCGGCAGUGUCGCCACUUUCAUUAAUCAAACAUUGAUGCUAACCAAGACAAAUGAGAUCUCGGAACACAUUACGCCACCUCAGAACCCCAGGAGCCACCCAUACAGUCUGCGGUCUCAGAUGGUUGACAUGGAGGAUCCACGUGAACAGAAAUUGCCUCUACCUGAAGAAGAUUCUCAUACCCAGGAUGACACUCAUAGGUGCAUGCCUACGGCGUGCGCACCAGGAGACAACGGAUGUAGAUUGUCUGUUAACCAGCAACGAACAGAAAUGAAGAUUCAAAAAAUGCUUACUUCGCUCUCAGCAUUCACUGAGUUCGAGGUCAAAGAAGAAGCUACUUCACUACUUGCGGAUAUGCUGGUAGAAUUCCGCCGUGCUGACUACAGUAUUCUUAUGAAGUUUUGGACACGUUAUGGAAAUCCAUCAACCACUGAUCCGGCAAUGCUUCGCAUCAGGUAUCUAGUUUUAUCAUCCGAUGGAAAGUUAUUUAAUCACAAGACGACAGGACAUAAUUGUAUAGCAUAUGUUGUUGAAGCUAAAACGUAUAUUUUCUUUACCGUUAUGUUUCUGAUGCUUCUAUGCCAGAAAAGGUUUGGUUUGAUUUUUAUUUUGAUAUUGUUGGUUUCUGGAAAGGUUUCCGGUAAAUACAAUGCUUCUAAACUUUUCUCCAGAAAAAUUCUUAUUGAUAUGCUGCCGACAGCCGGAACUCCAGCUGCCACAUACGUUAUGACAUCUGCGAUAGAAGCUACACAAAUGACACAAGACGAAGCAGCUAUGGCUCUUAACUAUCUAGCCGUGUAUGCAAUGCCAGAUAUUUGUGUCGCUAAGUGGAUUCAGAAAAUUGUGGAAUUGCCCUGGAUUGAGCAACACACACCGACAAAGAUAUCAGCAUGGCUGUGUAUGGGUGCUGUCGUCAACAAAAUCAAUACCGACCAUGGAAAAAUGAUAGUUAAGAUCCAGAAGGAAAAAGAAUUGCUGCAGAAAGUAGCACAGUCUGAAAAGGCACGACCAAUCAAGAGAGAGCUGGAGCAGAAACUUGCCAAGCAGGAGUCAAAGUUGGGAAAGAAAGCAAAUAUAAUCAGUCGUUUGAAAGAGGAGUUCUUACAGAUGCUGCAAACACUUCUUCGAUCAAAUAUGGAAGAGGACAAUAUCAUAGCUCUGAAAACGAUAGGAAAUGCCGGUUUUAGUGAAUUUUUUCCUGACCUGAAAACCGUCAUCAAUGACAAAUCUAAGCCCUAUAUUCUUCGAUCACAAGCUAUGUUUGCGUUAAGGAGAAUGAUUCAGCUCGAACCAGAAGCUGUAAGAAAUAUGCUGCUUCCACGAUUCUUUGACAAAACUGAACCAGAACCUAUCAGAAUAGUGGCGUUUUACAUGUUUUUCUCUGCUCAACCACCAAAACCGAUGCUGGAAAUGGCUGUUCAAUAUCUUGACCGUGAAACUAAUCCAAAUAUCGGAACAUUUGUAUACAGUCUACUGGAACAGUACUCCAACAGUUCCGACCCCUGCCUGAUGUCAAUGGUGAAGAAUUCAACAUGGGCCAUGCGAUUUGCGAAGAAAUAUGACCCUAAAUACCAUUAUUCCAGAUAUAUGCACUCUUCUCUGUACGAUGAUAACAUGAAAAUUGGCAUUAUGAUGGACCUCGGUUUUCUUUCAUCAUCGAAGGAAUUCAUACCGGCGUCUAUGGCUGCUAAUUUCCGUAUCAACGUUCUUGGACGCCAAGUUGACAUCAUGGAGGUUGGAUACAACUCUGAAGGACUGCAGAAAGUAUUGAGUAAAAUGAUGGGGCCGUACAGCUUAUUGAAGAAAGGCCGAUCUCCAUUAGACAUAUUGGAACCCCGAUCACAAUCAAGAUCCAGUGAUGACUCGUCUGAUUCUGCUGACGACGAACAACCGAACCCAAUACGUGACAUCCAUGAAAAGUUGAAUGUGUCUCCCCGCCAGUCACCUGAAACAGAAGGACACAUCUACUUCAAACUUUUCGGAAAUGAAAUAAGUUACACCCCAUUCGAUUACAAGUUUAUCGAAAGGUUGCUUAGACAAGGAAAAAUCCAUCUGCCAGUUAAUGAAGAGGACCUUAGACUUGGAACCAAUCUUAAACUCUACAAGUCUAUUGUUUGGUCCGAUGUAACGCAUAUGUUUGCAUCAGAGGCGGGUUUCCCUAUAAGGAUGAACAUGCAUGGCUCUUCCUUCGUGAAAGUUGAAGGAACGUUUUCGGUUACGGCGAGCCCUGCUUUAUUCAAGAAGAACAGACAUGACAAUAAGCUGAGAAAGUUUGAUGCAUCUUUCAACCUUCAUCCCAGUGCUGUCAUGGAUAUGGAAGGAACGAUGAUGGUCGAUGCAUUUUACUUCAAGAGUGGAGCGUCUGUACGAGGUGUAAUACAAGCAGAAUCACCACUACACUUUAACUACGGAUAUGAUGCUAUGAAAAACAAGUUUUACACAAACUUCGACGUUUCAAACUUAAAAGAAAAGUUUAUGAAGUUAGAAAUGAAGCCGUAUACCUUUGUACGAAAGGAACCGUUUGACAUACACCAAUGGCCAACUCUUCCUGACACAAAAGAUAUUGACGUUGCAGAGAAUGCCAUUCUGGAAACGGUAUCGGAAGAAUACGGUAGCCAUGAGUUUGGACUGAAGUUUGCCACAAAUGGACAAAAAGUCAAACGGAAUUUCCUUCCUACCAUUCCAUACUGCCCAUUUUCUGGAAAACAAAUGCUAUACUUUACAGUCCAACCAGGAUUAAGCCCACCGACAAAAUACCAACUGGAGUUCAUGGUUCUUAAAAACCAGGUUACAGAUAGGUCAUCGUCCGAUCAGUCUAGAGAACAAGAUCAGCAAAGCAAUGGUUAUUUGAGUUAUCUAAACGUAUUCAACGUGUUUGGUUCCAAUGACAGACCUGAAUACCCAAGAGAAGAGAGUACACCUAACAUACAUUUGCAACACGUAAUAGAGAAACUGAGAGGAAAAGUGCCAAUACUGCAGGACGGAGAGAAGUAUGCAUAUUCUGUUAGGUUGACUGGAAUAGGAAGUAGUCCGAUGCGAUAUUAUAAUCUCGAAACUCUAUUCCAGAAGAGUCUGGAUGGGUAUGAAAGACGAGUAGGCUUUUUAUUCAAAAGAGCACCAUUCCCACAAUGGGAAACUGAACCUUUCCAAUGGGAUAUGGACAUAAAGAUGACUUUGCCAAGAGUCCAUAUAGAACCAUCAAAAUUGACUGACCCAUCAUAUUUGGAAGAGCUUCAUAAGCAGAUACAAUUGUAUGUUAAGCAGGAUGGCAAGCCACAAAUGGCAUAUAGAAUUGAGGACAUGCUGCCUGCAUAUCAAGACAGGAUCGCUACUAAAAUGCAAAGCUGGGCCCAAUCAAAGACGUUAAUCGAUGAUUUGAUACAGGACAUCGUUAAAAAGACAGAAGAUUCAGCUGAUCCGGUCUUGAAGAAGCUGAUAGAAUUAGUUGAAGAACAAACACAACUACAGCAUGUGAUUAACAAGUUGAAAAAUGAAAUGUAUGAUAAGAAGUAUCGCAAGAAGAAUGAAGAGAAAUAUAUGUCAUUAAUUCAUAGAUCCAAGACUGUUGCCGAUCUAUUGAAUGAAGAAUUAGACCAGGUGCAAGGAGAUAACGAUGAUUUAAGAAAACCUGUACUGGUUAAAUAUUCGGUUUAUAAACAACAACACAUAUUAAGAAAUAUGUUGAAAAUGUACACAGUUUUAAAAGACAUGCUGCCAGUUCCAAUUCAAGCUGAUACGAAAGAUAAACUGAAAGUCGCUGAAAUUCAAUUGCAUCAAAUGAUCCAAAAAGAGAACCGAGUAUUACUACCCGAGUUACAGGACUCGCCCAUGCUCGACAUUAAACAAAAUGAAUUGAAAGAGGAACAAGAACGUGUCUUGCUUAACUUACUUUCCCCAAGCUCCAAUCCAAGACUUGACGAAGUGGCAAUGUCAGAUGUUCCAGAGGUAAUAAAGAAAGCAAGCAUCGUAGAAAGGAAAGUAAAGGACGCCAUCGCUGGAGAAAUGGAUAUACCGAAACCAAUAACAUAUAAGAUUCUUGAAGCUACUAUUCUUCAAAAACAGGUUGUAGAAAGCAUGCAAAUAAAGAUGGAACUUGUUAAAGAGCAAGUGAUGGACAAACGUGUCCCAGCAAUGCAGACUGAUGAAAAAGAGAAAUUCAUUUCAUGGAGAGAAGCAAUGAAAACACAAGUCUCUAGUUUGUCAAAGAUCUUAGCCAAUCUGAUUUCAAAGGAAGAAGAGAGUAGUAUACUUUUGCAAGUUAUUCCCAGUAGUGAACAUCCGAAACUCCAGAAACUACUUAAGGUGAAACUCCUCCAACCACUGAUCUCUGAUAAGCUUGAAAAGAUCAAGGGUAAACAAAUUCGUGUAGAGAAACGACACGAAGAUAAACUACAACUCCUUCAAGAAUGCUUGGAAAUCACGAUGGAAAUAAAAACGAAAUUACAAGAUAUCGUGGGUGUGCCACAGAGCUUAUCACCUCAGUUAUUACACAUCGCUGCAAAGGUAAUGCAAACACAGAUUAAAUUGCUUGAACAAUUGAAAGAAAAAGCUCACCUGUUAUCGGUUUAUAAAUUGGAAAUGGCAAGUGACUUGCAUCGACCACUGAAGGCUCUUAAAGAUAACUUAGACGAUGCUUAUCUGGCACAAGUGAAGUAUUUGAAAAAGGCAUUGUCUCUUGUUGACAAAAACAUUUUGUCGGACACUGAUCAGGACUCCGCGCUGCCGAGUCCUAGAAUCUCUAGAGUGAUGAAAAGCAAGACACUUUCAAGACAUAUGGAAUACCCACAAAGGCUUUAUUUGGAGAUGAAUGCACAUGCAGGACCGGAUAAUGCACGCACGAAAGUAAUAACGAUCGAGAUGAUUGGAAAGAAAUCACUCGCGCAGAUAUUCUGGGAAAAAGAUCAGUUCUUACCUCUAGUAAGAGACGAACUUGUAAAGCAGUAUCUCAGAGUCAAGGAAAGUGGAGAAGAACACAUCACAAAGUCGUACAGAAAAUUGGAAGAAGAACUUAACACAUUCCGCCACUUCCACUUUAGCAUUGACUACAACGAGGAGGAAUUCCCGGAGUACCUCCAACUUUACUCUUGGCGUUACAGAGAAUUCUUGAAGUACAAAAUGUUCAAUCACAUGAGACAAUAUUUCCCGGAAAAGACAUACAAACCUAAUUAUAUGGAGCUCGUUAUGGAUAUCGAAAGGAAUAACUACCAGGUGAAUAUGGAUAUGAUGACUCCGUAUGAAGUAGACAGAUUCCAGGGAAUGCUGAUGCCUUUUUCAUGGAAAUCAUUACUAUCAUCUUUUCAACCAAAACCAUUUCGAAAUAGCAUUCUUCCUUCUCCAUUGAAGAUCAAGAAUAAGCUAUCAGGUGUCUGUGAGAUGAGAAAGAAUAUGUUGACAACUUUGGAUGCUAAGGAAGUUAGGAUUCCCGAUUCUAAAGGAUGCGACUUCGUUUUGGCUAUGGAUUGUUCAUCCUCAACUCAGUUUGCUAUCAAAGCAAGAAAGCUAAAUUCCGACCCCAUUAAAAAGGCUGUUACUGUGAUGAUCGAAAAUAAGAAAAUCGAAGUGAUCCCAAGAAACAACAAAUUAGUUAUUAAAGUCGAUGGUGUCAAGCAAAUGGUUUCAGAGGAUGCCCCGUUUGCGAUUAAAAAAGAUAAUACAGAAGGGAGGUACCAGCCGACUCUAAUCGAAAUAUCAAAGAAAGGGCCCCGCGUACAUGUACAUGUACCUAUUCAGGGUACGGAAGUUGUCACUGAUGGCGAGUGGAUAUCAAUACAAGUGUCGCCAUUUUACUACUCUAAGGUAUGUGGACUUUGUGGAGACUACGAUGGUAACCCAUACACUGAUAAUAAGGACCCCCAGAGACGGACACACGAGGACACUGCUUGUCUUUUAGCCAAUUACGUUCUGUCCAAUGGCCAGUGUGAAGCUGCGGACGUCAAACGCCAAUGUAACCAGGCUAUUCCUAGCCCGAAACCAGCCACAUGUCAUUUGGAAAAGAGAACAGAAGUGAGAACUAUGUUGGACAACAUAUGCUUCUCGACACGUCCUGUUAACAGAUGUGUUUCGGGAUGUCGACCUCAACAACAAAAGUCGAUACGUAUGCAAAUGAUCUGCAAGGACAGGCAGGAUCCACAGGCGGAGGAGCUCAGACAAGCGAGUCACCAACGAGUGCUAAGAGAACUACGAGACCAGACGCCUACCGACACUUUGCGAGUUCGCCAGGAUGAGAGUUGCUUGUAAACGGCGUACUACUGAACGAUUUUGCUUUGAUUAACGGACAUCCCUUUAUUUAUACUUACCUUUAUUGCUUAUUCGCUUUCGCCUUUCCUUUGUCUAUUACACACUUCCUAUUUUAAGAAACCUAACAGGAAUCUUAAUUAAGCAAUUAUAGUUAUCCAUCGUUUUUGCUUCAACUUUAUCAUUCAGCAACUUGCAAAUUCUUCUGUAUUUCUGAUUCCAAAUUAUCUUUGAAAAAUUGCAUUAAGACAUAAAUCUUGGAAUGUAGCGACUAUAUAGGGCAAUAGUAGGCGAAUUACAAUAAAAAAUCAUAGAUUGUCUAAUUGUAUUACUAACUGUUUUUAAUAUAUUCAAUGGAAUAUGGUUACAAAAUUACGACAUACGAUAAAAUUUAUUUUAACUAAUGUGUAAUACCUAGACAAGGUAUUCUACUCCAAUCAAUCACUAUACAUAUCAAUAAUUUGGGACUUAUUAUGUUUAUACUACAUGAUGAGUUUGCGAUGUAAAUACACUUUUUAUCUUCACGUAUAUUUUGAAAAGUGAGUCUCAGGUAAAGUAAGUUGACUUUGACGAUCAACUGUUUCUAUGCUUACGCAAAUAAAGCUUGCAUGCAGCAUCAAAACAA